Acanthopagrus latus (yellowfin seabream) is the source of this 2473-nucleotide messenger RNA. RefSeq names its product actin, alpha cardiac muscle 1. Gene Ontology annotation, cellular component: sarcomere; actin filament. Lineage: Eukaryota; Metazoa; Chordata; Actinopteri; Spariformes; Sparidae. Bases 1161 to 2294 code for a protein of 377 amino acids. The transcript has 6 exons. The record is from RefSeq and is a predicted model, not a curated record. Gene Ontology annotation, molecular function: myosin binding. Gene Ontology annotation, biological process: actin-myosin filament sliding; actin filament organization; heart contraction.
GGGGAUGACACGCAGCAAAGGGCCACAGGAUGGACUUGAAUCCUGGGUCUGUGCAGGUCGAGGACACAGCCUCAUUGUGUUGUAUAUGAUUGGAUUUGUUGUCUGAUUUUUGAGUGUGAAAAUACAUCAUUCCACUUUUUUUCUGGGGACCCCCUAAAGGACCCAAGACCCCACUUUGAGUACCACUGGUUUAGAAUCGCAAAAAAAGCUGUGCACUUUUGUUCUUUUGCUCUUUUUUUUUAGGAGGAAAAACUUUGUCUCAUUCCCUUUCAAGUCCAUUAAUUCCACUGAUUGUGUCCCCUGUCCUUUAAUUGGCGUUUUAUAUAGUUACCCUUUGCCAAUUUUACUGGACUAUAAUACUGGCAUUAAGCAGAACUGUGUGACAUUGUCGCUAUUCUGCAGACAGAAUGAGGUUUUUCAGUCUCAUUUUCAUGAUUUAUGGAUGUGAAAUAGAUCAAAAGGAAGCCCGUCAUUGUCUGCUCCCCAUACACGGGCGACAGGCACAGAUGUCCACGCGGGAUUUCCCUCUCCUUGUCAUGCCAUUCAUGGAGUGGCUGUUGUCAAUGGGACAGUGGGUGAUACCAAAUAUGGGCCGAGCGGUGCGACCCCCUUCUCACAGGCUCUUGACAGGGUAUAAAUUGGCCCGACGUGACAUCUCGGCACCCCUUUGGUUUUACGCACACAAGAUCCGGCGCCCGGUGCUGAUCUGGUGAGUAGCUGCACGGCUGAGUAAAGGAUGACUGAAACGGGCCAACCAGCGGAUUUAUCACAGCAGGAUGGAUACAGGAUACUAACGCUUCAAACUAUAUAUAACCGGAUCUCAUAAUCUAACUGCAACGGAUCAUCUCACCACAUCGAUCUGUUUGUUCAUCAAUAUCUUUUCUGUUGUGGGUCAAAGUUGUUGUUGGAAAAAAAAAAAAAAAAGAAAAAAGAAAUCCAACAAACAAAAUCCAACAUACUAACUUUAUCCUAUAACAUAUACUUCCAUGUCACAUCAGUGUAAUAACAACAAGACAACCUCAUGUGUGCUGCUCGUGUGUUGCAUGAAAGCAAUAUCUCCAAUCACUAAAUCCAAACAAACAGGGGAUUUCAUUACUUGAACUAAAGAAGCCACUGUGUGCGUGUGCGCGCUCCCCCGUGUUUGCUGCAGAGCUGACACCAUGUGCGACGACGAAGAGACCACCGCCCUGGUGUGCGAUAACGGCUCCGGCCUGGUGAAGGCUGGGUUCGCCGGCGAUGACGCACCUCGCGCCGUGUUUCCAUCCAUCGUGGGUCGCCCACGUCACCAGGGCGUCAUGGUCGGUAUGGGCCAGAAGGACUCAUACGUCGGCGACGAGGCCCAGAGCAAAAGAGGCAUCUUGACCCUGAAGUACCCCAUCGAGCACGGCAUCAUCACCAACUGGGACGACAUGGAGAAAAUCUGGCACCACACCUUCUACAACGAGCUGCGCGUGGCCCCAGAGGAGCACCCCACCCUGCUGACAGAAGCCCCCCUCAACCCAAAGGCCAACAGAGAGAAGAUGACCCAGAUCAUGUUCGAGACCUUCAACGUCCCCGCGAUGUACGUGGCAAUCCAGGCCGUGCUGUCCCUCUACGCAUCCGGCCGCACCACGGGUAUCGUCUUGGACUCUGGUGACGGUGUGACGCAUAAUGUGCCCAUCUACGAGGGCUACGCUCUUCCUCACGCCAUCAUGCGUCUGGAUCUGGCCGGUCGUGACCUCACAGAUUACCUCAUGAAGAUCCUGACAGAGCGCGGAUACUCUUUUGUCACAACCGCUGAGCGCGAGAUCGUGCGUGACAUCAAGGAGAAGCUGUGCUACGUGGCUCUGGAUUUUGAGAACGAGAUGGCCACCGCCGCCUCCUCCUCCUCCCUGGAGAAGAGCUACGAGUUGCCCGACGGUCAGGUCAUCACCAUCGGAAACGAGCGUUUCCGCUGCCCGGAGACCAUGUUCCAGCCGUCCUUCAUUGGUAUGGAAUCUGCCGGCAUCCACGAAACCACUUACAACAGCAUCAUGAAGUGUGACAUCGACAUCCGGAAGGACCUGUACGCCAACAACGUGCUGUCCGGCGGCACCACCAUGUACCCGGGUAUCGCUGACCGCAUGCAGAAGGAGAUCACAGCUCUGGCCCCCAGCACCAUGAAGAUUAAGAUCAUCGCCCCCCCGGAGAGGAAGUACUCCGUGUGGAUCGGCGGCUCCAUCCUCGCCUCGCUGUCCACCUUCCAGCAGAUGUGGAUCAGCAAGCAGGAGUACGAUGAGGCUGGACCCUCCAUCGUCCACAGGAAGUGCUUCUGAGGCGCCAGACUGCACCUCCACCUCCACCUCCACCCCUCCCCUCCCCUCCCCUCCCCCCUUCUGUGCCAACAACCCAGUUCAUGGCUCUUGUGUCGUCGUCAAUCUUUUUAUUAUUUUUUUGUUUUUGUUUACAAGUGCAAUGUAUAUGUGGAUAUGUAUAGCUUUAUAAAUAAACGAAA